Prorocentrum cordatum is the source of this 1254-nucleotide messenger RNA. NCBI's taxonomy places the organism in Eukaryota, Dinophyceae, Prorocentrales, Prorocentraceae. The record is from the annotation of a GenBank genome assembly.
AUGUCCGAAGCCGCGGAAUUUGACCGGCUGCAUGGAAUCGGGACGAAAGAGGAGCAUUCCAUCUUCACCGACCGGGAUCCUGCAACUAGCAUUAAGGGUUGCGGGUUCAAGGAUCGAUCCACAGCUCUGCAGACGCUGCUGCUGAUUGAACAGCCUGGGUCACGCUACAAGCAGUAUUGGACGGUCCGAGCAAUGCUGGAAAGGGCGAAACGUCACCCAGUGGUGGUAGCUGCCGCAAGUUUGGCUGCUACAGGCGCAUCAGAACAAGAGUCCACAUCGUCGAGUUCUGCCAAGGACAUGCUAGAAGCCAUACGCGUUUUCGAGGAGUGGUUGAAGACUCGCGACAAGGAGGUUGACAAUGGAAAUCACAAGGUGGAUGGAGCGCCGAUGGUCGAGUAUCGGGUGACUCCCGGACUGGAAACCAACUGUUCGUCCAAGCGCCUUUCAAAUUCCACCGAAAUGGCGCAGCGAAGUCGUUUCGCAUCGUGCAAGAUCCUGAAUCGCCGUGGUGGCACAGCCGAGCAGGAACGGCUGCACGGGCCCGAGAUGCAGAGGCAGCUGCGCCAAGACCAAGCCGAAGGGAAGAGAGCCGUGCGAAGUGGAGCCGCAGGAGGCAUGUCCCAGGCAAGUGGGCCUUCCCCCUGGUUUUCGCUGCCAGGUCCAGCAUUCUCCAGCAUGUUCGGAGGCCCCGGCAUUCAUGGAUACGGACGGCUGCACGAGUGUGGAGGAGCAGCGGUCGGCGGCGGUUGCAGAACAGCCGAGCCCAUCACGAAGCUUCGCGUAUCCGUGAGGGCCACACAGGACCCGCCGCAAGGGCAGAGUGCACAACGAGAAGCCCGCAGGCUGGCGAGCGCCCACUGGCUCGAAGACUUGCAGCGGCAAGUUGGCGUGCUGCGGCAUCGCCUCAUUGAGGCGGAGAGGUCGAGAAAUCCGGAUAUUUUGAGGGAUCCAGGCGGUAUAUCAGCUUUGGGCUUGGGCGCCAAGCCUUUCGACGCUUGGGGCAGCUUUGAGCUCGAAUACGACGUACUCUCCGAAAGGGCCAGGUUUUCGUCAUGGGAGAGGAAAAGAUCCUCGUCGAGUCCGGCGAAUGGUGCACAGCAGUCUGUCCUCGAUUUUUUCGCGAAGAGGCGAAAAACGGAAAGUGUGGAAAUGUUACUUGUUAGUGCGAACCCACAGGGCGCCGCAGACGGGGCGGCCGAUUCCUCACAGCCAAAGGGGACCAUAAGUGAAGAAGUGGUGGUGCUUUCAGAUUGA